AUGGGUAAGGCCAAGAAGACAAGAAAGUUUGCUUUAGUGAAACGUACCAUUAACUCGAAAGAUUCCCGUAUAAAUAAAAAUAAAGAUAAAAUAGUUAAAAAGCAAGAUGAUUCUGAAUUAGUAAGAGAUGUGCCUCAAGUCUCAUCUGCAUUAUUCUUCCAAUUUAAUAAAUCCAUUAAACCUCCAUACCAAGUUCUUAUAGAUACCAAUUUCAUAAAUUUUUCCAUUCAGAAAAAGAUCGAUAUAGUCAAGGGGAUGAUGGAUACCUUAUAUGCUAAAUGUAUUCCUAUAGUAACAGACUGUGUUUUGGCAGAAUUGGAGAAGUUGGGACCUAAGUACAGGAUUGCCCUCAAAUUAGCAAAGGAUCCUAGAAUCGAAAGAUUGACCUGCUCACACAAGGGUACUUACGCAGAUGAUUGUUUAGUGCAUAGAGUCAUUCAGCAUAAGUGCUAUAUUGUAGCUACCAAUGAUGCUGAUUUAAAAAGGAGAAUCAGAAAGGUACCUGGUGUACCACUCAUGAGUGUUGGUGGUCAUUCAUACGUAAUCGAAAGAUUGCCCGAUGUAUUUUAG
Molecule: messenger RNA, 570 nt
Organism: Dujonia railenensis
Lineage: Eukaryota; Fungi; Ascomycota; Pichiomycetes; Serinales; Debaryomycetaceae
Source: the annotation of a GenBank genome assembly